AGAGCCUCCCACCAUUGCAAACAAGUUCCCCCGGCGCCACUCAGAGCCACAGAACAGACACGUGAACAUGGCGGCUCGAUUCCUCAACCGUGUGGCCGGCAUCGGCGCUACCGUCGGCAUCGGCGGAUUCUGCCUUCAGGAGUGCAUCUACGACGUGGACGGCGGUCACCGCGCUGUGAUCUUCGACCGUAAGGACGGUAUCCUUGACAAGUCCGUGGGCGAGGGUACGCACUUCAAGAUCCCCUUCUUCCAGUACCCGACGAUUCUGGACGUUCGCUCCAACUACCGUCUCAUCAGCUCGCGCACAGGAACUAAGGACCUGCAAAACGUUAACAUCUCGCUGCGUUGCUUGUACCGACCAAAUGCUGAAAAGCUCUCGCACAUCUACGCCGAGUACGGCGCUGACUACGCCGACCGGAUCCUGCCGUCCGUGGGUAACGAGGUGCUUAAGUCCAUCGUGGCUCAGUACGACGCCGUGGAGUUGCUGGCCCGUCGUGACCAGGUGUCGCGUCAGAUCGCCAAGGAGAUGAACGACCGUUGCCGCAACUUUUUCCUGCUGCUGGACGACGUGUCCCUCACCCACCUCGAGUACGGCCCGGAGUUCACCCGUGCCGUCGAGCAGAAGCAGGUUGCCCAGCAGGAUGCUGAGCGUCAGAAGUUCGUGGUUAUGCGCUCUGAGCAGGAGCGUAAGGCUACUGUCAUCAAGGCCGAGGGUGAGUCCGAGGCUGCCCGUCUCGUGUCUGACGCCGUCGCCAAGAGCGGCUCUGGUUUCAUUGAGGUCCAGCGUAUCGACGCCGCUCGCGAGAUUGCUGAGACGCUCGCCAAGUCGCGCAACGUCACGUACCUGCCCAACCAGGAGGGUGGCAACGGCGGCGUGCUUCUCGGUCUGCAGUAAGCGCAGCUGCGUUGCGCUUGCGAUGGAUGGUCGAUUCUGAGCUAGUUCGCAGGGUUUGCUCUCCUGUCGUGGUUGCUGUAAGGAAACCGUAGGAUAUUGGUGCUAGAUGAAAGAGACGGAACCAAUAAAGCAAUACACGGAGACAAAUGCUGUACAUAUGAAGGAAAGUUCGCUUGUCUACCAGUGACGUUGCCAUCGAUCUUUUUAACACUUCACAGUUUUACAGCAAUUUACAGUAUACCGUC
Molecule: messenger RNA, 1140 nt
Organism: Phytophthora nicotianae INRA-310
Lineage: Eukaryota; Oomycota; Peronosporomycetes; Peronosporales; Peronosporaceae
Exons: 2
Coding region: 68-895 (275 amino acids)
Biological process (GO): mitochondrion organization
Cellular component (GO): membrane; mitochondrion
Source: RefSeq, a predicted model, not a curated record